AGACCCUUCAGGCGCCGCCCUUCCCAAUAUGGCGUCCAGUGUUGACCUUCCCAUCAUGGCGCGCGGCCCCGCCCGCUCCGCCGCGGCUGCCGGCGGGAGCAGUUCCGGGUGCGGUGCGCGCCGGGGGCGGGCGAGGGGGCGGUGUCCUGGCCAUGGCCGGCCUGUCGGACCUGGAGUUGCGGCGGGAGCUGCAGGCCCUGGGCUUCCAGCCAGGCCCCAUCACCGACACCACUCGCAACGUCUACCGCAACAAGCUGCGCCGCCUGCGGGGCGAGGCCCGGCUGCGUGACGACGAGCGGCCGCGGGAGGAGGCCCGGCCGCGGGGCCCGGAGCGUCAGCGGGAGGAGGCCCGGCUACGCGAGGAAGCGCCGCUGCGCGCGCGGCCCGCCGCGGCCGUCCCGCGGUCGGAGCCCUGGCUGUCCCCGCCAGCCCCGAGCGCGGCUUCCGACACCCCGGGGCCUUACGGCAACUUCGGGGCCUCCGCCGCUCCCUGGGCCGUGAGCCGGGGCCUCUCCUACCCGACCCACACCGGGCCCGGGCCGCUGCGGCGCCGCGCCUCGGUCCGGGGCAGCUCCGAGGACGACGAGGAUGCGCGGACGCCCGACAGGGCCGCCCCGGGCCGGGCCCGCCACUGGUGGGUCGCGUCGUCCGCCUCGGCGCGGCCGCACUCCGCGCUCCUCGGCGCCGACACGCGUCCCGGCCUUAAGGGUCAGCGCACGGGCUCCGCGGGCGUGGUGCGGGCCCGACCCGAGGCGGGCCGGCGGCUGGAGCGCUGCCUGUCUCGGCUCCUGCUCUGGGCCAGCCUGGGGCUGCUGCUCGUCUUCCUGGCCAUCCUCUGGGUGAAGAUGGGCAAGCCCUCGGCGCCACAGGAGGCGGAGGACAACAUGAAAUUGUUGCCGGUGGACUGUGAGAGAAAAACAGAUGAGUUCUGCCAGGCCAGGCAGAAGGCGGCCCUGCUGGAGCUGUUGCAUGAGCUGUACAACUUCCUGGCCAUCCAAGCAGGUAAUUUUGAGUGUGGCAAUCCGGAGAAGCUAAAGAGCAAAUGCAUCCCUGUCCUGGAGGCCCAGGAGUACAUAGCUCCCCGGGCAGAGCUCACCCCGUCUUCCACCCUGCAGAACGUGACCAGCAGUUCCUCUUCGAGGUUUAAGGCUGCACUGACCUGGAUACUGAGCAGCAACAAGGAUGUGGGCAUCUGGCUGAAAGGGGAAGACCCAUCUGAGCUAGUGACCACCGUGGACAAAGUGGUCUGCCUGGAGUCCGCCCGGCCCCGGAUGGGCAUGGGCUGCCGCCUCAGCCGCGCCCUGCUCACCGCGGUUACCCAUGUGCUCAUCUUUUUCUGGUGCCUGGCCUUCCUGUGGGGGCUGCUGAUCCUCCUGAAGUACCGAUGGCGGAAGCUUGAAGAGGAAGAGCAGGCCAUGUAUGAGAUGGUGAAGAAGAUCAUAGAUGUGGUUCAGGACCACUAUGUGGACUGGGAACAGGACAUGGAGCGCUACCCCUACGUGGGCAUCCUUCACGUGCGCGACAGUCUAAUCCCCCCACAGAGCAGGCGGCGCAUGAAGCGAGUAUGGGACCGCGCCGUGGAAUUCCUGGCUUCCAAUGAAUCUCGGAUCCAGACCGAGUCCCACCGAGUGGCCGGGGAGGACAUGCUGGUGUGGAGAUGGACUAAGCCUUCCUCCUUCUCUGACUCGGAGCGAUAGGACAGGGCCUAAUCAGCCAGCCUGGCUUGGCUGUGCCACCCAGCUGGGGCAAGGACACAGACCCUCGGUGCUCAUUCACACCUGCCUUGAUUGCCCUCCUGGUCUCCAUUCUGGGACACAUGGGCUUACUUAGGGGAGCCAGGAGAACGGGGAAGCCCCUCCUCUAUGCCAGUAUUACUGACAGAAGGGAGAAUGGCUUGUUCUCCCUGGAUAAAUCCUGGAGGUUCUGCACUCAGCUAGACAGCAGACAGUGAUCCUGAAGUCCCUCGCUUGGGAGGUGGGUCGGGUGGUGGGCUGGGGUAGCAGGGGCCUGGGGAAAGCUUGGCCCAUGUGCCUUUGUGCUGUUCCCAGCGAGCUUAAGGGUGAGGGGAGGAAUCCCGCCCCACUCCUGCAUGGGCCUCUUUGUCCAGAGGAGGAGAUGUUAGAACUUACAGAACAGAGGCGGCUGGGAUCCGGAAGGGGCGGAAGCUCCAGCCACAGCUGCCUGUGCCUCAGUGCAUCUCACAGGUCAGCAGUGCAGCCUGAGCCGGGGUGGAGCACAGCCUCAUCACGACUGUGACCGGGCCUCUCCUGACCGGCUGGCCAGAACAGAUAGGGUGCAGCAUCAUGGCUGCACACUGCCCUCUGCAGGCCUCAUGGAGCAACGUGGGCCAUUAGCACUCUGCUAGGGAAGACCUGCUCCAAAAACACCCAGUGGGAGGCCUCAUUGGCUGAGGGAGGCUUUCCAGCAACUGGUCCAGCGGGCCUCACCCACAGCAGCUGGAGUAGCCCCUGGAGGUGACGCAGCUGCCCCUUUUGGACCUAUUGCUGUUCUGUUUCUUAAUAAAGUACCAUCUCCGUCUAGCCAUACGUUCACUGCCUUGUGUCUGGGUGGCCGCAGGCCUAGGGACUAAGCAAGCAGGUGCCCGCGGCAAGGCCUGUUCGCACAAUCCGGCUCCAGCCAGAAGGCUUUUGUAUUGAGGGUGGAGUGUCAGAAAAAUAAAAUAUUUAUUGAGAACGGA
This is a messenger RNA of Rattus norvegicus (Norway rat), 2698 nucleotides long. The record is from RefSeq and is a predicted model, not a curated record. Lineage: Eukaryota; Metazoa; Chordata; Mammalia; Rodentia; Muridae.